AUGAUUUUAAUACCACGGGAGGCGGAUAUUCCUUUCAACCUCACACAAACGGCUUCGACUUCUAAUUAUAUCAAUGGAUCAUUCUCAUCGUCAACGGCAACUGACAAUGUGGUGGAGAAUAUUGGAUCGCUAUUGACAAUACCGACAAUUACAUUGAUAACUAUUACUUCUGUGGUCGUUUCUUCGCGGAUGUAUAGUCGGGCGGUUCUAUUAGGAUUUGUUGGCGCAGAUGAUUACUCAAUUUUGGCUGCAACUGCAGCGGCUGUAGGAUUAACAGUUACCGUUUGUUUGAGCGUGAAUUAUGGUGUCGGAAAACAUGCAUGGGAUGUUCCUAUCCUGAACUUCAUCGAUAUCACCAAGCUGGCCUACAUAUCCCAGAUAUUGUACUUAAUCAGCCUAGGAUUUACCAAGGCUUCUCUCAACCUUCUCCUCCUGCGACUAUCUCCUACGGACAGAAUCAUCAAACUCACAUGGACAAUCUUCGCAAUCACUACUGCAGCAACCAUAUCCAUGCUGAUGGCCUCUAUAUUCCAAUGCACACCAAUUCACUACGGAUGGGAAAGGAUGAACCCGAUGUCGACUGUGAAGGGGACAUGUGUAGGAUACGCUCUACUGCAGUACUCUAUACAGGGAAUCAAUAUUGUGACGGACUUGGUGUUGUGGUUGCUGCCUUUGAGGUUAAUUAUGCAGGCGCAAUUACCAAAGCGUCAGAAAUGGGGCUUGUAUAUCGUUUUUAUGUUAGGUUGCUUGGCCCCGGUGGCAUCUAUUGCGAGGCUUAUCAUGCUUGUUCAAAUGCUGGUGUUAAAACCCAUUCUGGUUGAUCCAUCAUGGAAGAGUGGUGUCAACAUAAGCGUUUGGUCCAUCGUUGAAGUCAACAUAGCCAUAAUCUGCAGUUCCAUACCCACCAUCCGUCCCCUUCUUAAAAAGCUCGUUCCCACCUUAUUGGGUACUAUCGAGAAUAUUCGUAAUAGUAAAAAGGACCGCGCUAGUGGAUAUCAGAAUUGGGCUACUCAGACAAAGGGAGAUUCAAUUCCUUUAGGGUCGGUUGAGAGAGUUGAUAAGACGUCAGAGGGGAUAGGAAAUGUUGGGGUGGUGACAGUGACAAGGACAGAGGUGGGGACUAGUUUUUACGAUAAUCACAGUGUAGACUUCCCAGUGCCGGGGUCAAGUCAUGGUGGUGGGGGCAAAAAAGAAGCUUCAUGA
Morchella importuna is the source of this 1203-nucleotide messenger RNA. RefSeq lists its product as uncharacterized. Lineage: Eukaryota; Fungi; Ascomycota; Pezizomycetes; Pezizales; Morchellaceae. The transcript has 7 exons. The record is from RefSeq and is a predicted model, not a curated record. The coding region runs from base 1 to 1203 and encodes 400 amino acids.